ACCCGCCUCUUUUGCGCAUGCGCUCAUGAAUGCGGAAGUCCUGCAAUGAAGGUGGCGGCCCGAGUGCUUUUGUUGUUGUUUAUGUUUUUGUUGUUUUUGUUGUUUUCGGCUUCAGUCUGCGAGGACAACUUUCUUCACCACAAGCUACAGUUUUCUGCUGAGAACAAAUGUCCGGCUUCGACCUCAUCCCGGAGCAUGGCGGGGAUCCCAUCCACCUUCCCCCGGGGGAGACGCUGCUUGGCCGCGGUCCUUUCCUGGGAGUGAGCGACAAAAGAGUGUCCAGACGUCACGGGCUGUUGGACAACAACAAUGGACAACUUCGCCUCAAACCAACCCACUUGAACCCGUGCUUCCUUCAGUCGUCCCUCAACGACGACCCCCGACCCCUGCAGAAGGGUGUGUGGUGUGCCCUUCGCCAUGGCGACGUGUUGUCGCUGCUGCCGGGCCAGCUGCUGUACCGUGUGGUGGCGCUGAGCCCCCUCAGAGGAGGAGCCGCGUUGGAGCCGCAGCCACUUCCUGUUUCACCGCAGACCACGCCCCUCCUUGAUGGAGACGCUGCACCAGACGGGACUUCAAAGAAGGAAGUGGAAGUAGCCUCGCCCUCGCCUCGCCUUCAAAAAAGAGUUUUACCUGCGUGGAUGAUGGCGCUCACCGCAAGCUCCGCCUCCUGCAGCCCCCAAGGUACUGCAAAGGCCAAAAAAGCCUCGCCCACCGGCUCCUUACCUGGGGAGGCGGAGCUUAGUGAGGACGAGGAGAAGCCCAAGGUGAAGAGGAGGAGGAAGGACGGAGGCCUCAAGACAGACGUGCCGCCGUCACACCAGCGUCCCGUCAGCUCGCCGCAGAAAGACAUGGCGGACGCACGCCUGCAGGUGGUCAGCUCGGGCGUGGACCAAUCACAGAGCGAGGAGACCAACGGCAGCGGAGACAAGCAGUCAGCAAAGCAGAGAAGUCCCUGUCCUUAUGGGAAGGACUGCUACAGGAAGAACCCGCUUCACUUCCGGGAGUCCAGCCAUCCUGGAGACUCCGACUACGAGGAAGAGGAGCAGCGGGAGGCGGAGGAAGAAGAGCGACCCCAGUGUCCCUACGGCGCCGACUGCUACAGGAAGAAUCCUCUCCAUCGCAAGGAGUACACGCACGCCAGGAGAGCAGCACGCUCCACGCGGGCCCCACCCAGACGGACGGCGGACGAGGACGAGUCCGAGGACAGCUUCAUCGACGACGACAGCGAAGACGCGGGCGACGACGCCGACUACGCCCCCCCCGACUCCGACUCCGACGGCGACGAGGGCGUGGCGCAGCUGCGGAAGGAAGCUGCGGCCUUCGUCAGAGGCAGGAAGUAGGGUGGACAGGUCAGAGGUUACGGCUUUACUUUGACUUUCACAAUAAAAGACGCCACGUUUUUACGCCUGCACCAGGAAGUCACGCACAGACGCUGAAUUUCAAAAUAAAAGUCCUUUUUGCCGUGUGACUUCACGUUUGGUUUUGUGCUCAUGAAAGCUUUAUAGCGAGUGUGAGUGUGUCCGUACGGAAGGUGGUCCGCUUCGUGACAUCAGACUCACCUGGUCUGCCACCGUAUUGCUCUUCUCAACGAGCAGCAGGUGUACUGUGGGCCCCUCCCCCUUCUAGAGGCACUCACAGGCCGCCUUGCAGGAGAAAAAUCAACAGAGGUGCUCUGAAUAUAUUCAUUUUGCUUGUCAAGUUUAUUGCUCACUUUCUGUCUUCCAGGGCAACCACAAAAAUGACAUGCACGCGCUCCAUGGCCAAUUAUACAAAUGAGACUAUAAUGUCACACAUGCACACACACACACACAC
This is a messenger RNA of Entelurus aequoreus (snake pipefish), 1812 nucleotides long. RefSeq names its product aprataxin and PNKP like factor (gene aplf). Gene Ontology annotation, molecular function: 3'-5' exonuclease activity; protein binding; DNA-(apurinic or apyrimidinic site) endonuclease activity. The transcript has 11 exons. The coding region runs from base 168 to 1340 and encodes 390 amino acids. Gene Ontology annotation, biological process: double-strand break repair. Gene Ontology annotation, cellular component: site of double-strand break; nucleus. The record is from RefSeq and is a predicted model, not a curated record. NCBI's taxonomy places the organism in Eukaryota, Metazoa, Chordata, Actinopteri, Syngnathiformes, Syngnathidae.